AUGUCUCUAAGAGUUUGGCUCCUCCUGGUGGUGGUAGUGCCUGUUACAUUAGGCACUAAUCCUGGAGUCAAGGUUAGGCUGACACAAAAGGGCCUUGAAUAUGGCAGGCAACUGGGCAUUUCUUCAAUUCAGCAGAAACUCAGGACAAUUAAAGUCCCAGACAUUUCAGGGAAGCAGAAAGUGUCACCUAUUGGCAAAGUGGAAUACAGCUUGUCCAAUAUGAAUAUAGUGGAUGUGGGUUUGCCCAAGUCUGCAGUGACCCCUGUGGCAGGCACUGGCAUUAAACUGUCGAUUGGUGACGCCUUCAUCCACCUGCAUGGAAACUGGAGGGUCAAAUAUUUGAGAGUCAUAAAAGACAGUGGCUCAUUUGACCUGAGUGUGAACGCCCUUGCCAUCAGCACGAGCAUUGCCAUCCACAGUGAUGAGACAGGCCGACCCACGGUCAGCAGCGUCAGCUGUGAAGCCCACGUUGGCAGCGUCAGCGUUAAAUUCCACGGUGGAGCCAGCUGGCUGUACAACCUUUUCACAAACUUCAUUGAUAAAGCAUUGAGAAACACUCUGGAGAAACAGAUCUGCCCUCUGGUGGCUGAUGCAGUAUCUGACAUGAACCCUCAUUUAAAAACACUAAAUGUCAUAGCCAAGGUGGACAAGUACACAGAAAUUGAAUAUUCAAUGGUGACGUCACCUACGGUUUCAGAGUCUUCCAUCGACUUAAGCUUGAAGGGUGAGUUUUACAGCAUUGGGAAGCAUCAGGAGGCUCCGUUUUCCCCUGUUGCCUUCUUCCUACCACCCCAGGCAAACAACAUGUUGUACUUUGGCAUAUCUGCCUACACACCAAACACUGCAGCCUUCGCCUACAACAGCGCCGGAGCCCUGAGUCUGUACAUCACUGAUGACAUGAUCCCACAGAGUUCACCCAUCAGACUUAACACCAAGACAUUUGGAACCUUCAUCCCUCAGAUUGCCAAACGUUACCCUGGCCUGAUGAUGAAACUCCUGCUACAGACGAUAAAAACUCCAAACAUCAGCUUUCAACCCAACAACGUGACCAUUCAGGCCAGUGCUACUGUCACUGCUUAUGCCAUCCAGCCCAACACCACACUGACUCCCCUCUUUGUCCUUAACUUGGUGGGUUUACACAGCAUCAUGAACACUAGUGUCAGCGGGAAAAUGUUCGUCAGUGAAAUGAGGCUGGCUGGAGCCGUCACCCUCAACGAAAUGGAUCUGACCCUGAGAACCAGUUACAUCGGAGACUUUCAGGUCAGAUCUCUGGACAACAUUCUGCAAUUGGUCCUCAAAGUGGUAGUGAUACCUAAACUCAACGGUGAGUAA
Molecule: messenger RNA, 1332 nt
Organism: Cynoglossus semilaevis (tongue sole)
Lineage: Eukaryota; Metazoa; Chordata; Actinopteri; Pleuronectiformes; Cynoglossidae
Product: bactericidal permeability-increasing protein-like
Exons: 13
Coding region: 1-1332 (443 amino acids)
Molecular function (GO): lipid binding
Source: RefSeq, a predicted model, not a curated record